Molecule: messenger RNA, 1629 nt
Organism: Symbiodinium sp. CCMP2456
Lineage: Eukaryota; Dinophyceae; Suessiales; Symbiodiniaceae
Source: the annotation of a GenBank genome assembly
AUGGCCCGGCGCUGGGCUCUUCUCGCCAGUGAGACCUGGGAUGCAGAACGCCGCGCCGGGGAGGAGGAGGCUGCAGCUGAAGUCGUGAGCCUGGUGGACAGGCUGCGCAAGGACGUCCAUGAGGUGCAGGUUGCUCUGAGCCAAGCCCAGUCUACGUCGACCUCGACACGCAGGGAGUACGAGACCCUGCGCCGAGUGAUGUCGGCGGCCGGUGCGCCACCUGAGGCUACUGCUGCGGAGCUGCGUCAGAUGGACACAGAGUACCACAAGCAGCGGAAUGCUUUGGUCGUCACGCAGGAUGCUGUGUGGAGUGCUCAGCAGCAGGCUGCCUACCGGGAGGUGCAGGUCGUGAGCAUGAGACGAGAGGGAGCAAAGAUUGCAUGGCAGCUGGAGGAAGCAUGCGGGAACCUCCCGAGGCUCGAAGAUCUUUGUGAGAAGGAGGCCUGGGAGCAGCGAUGUAUGGAGCGCGAGCGCCAGGCGGCGGUGGUGGCCGAGGAGCAGACAGCGGCGGGCCGACGCCAGUUGCAGGAGGAGGUGCAAAUGGGCCGCCAGCGGCUGGAUGAGCUGCGCAAGAGCCUGGAGUGGACGCAAGAGCAGACCGCGGAGGAGGAGGCCCAACGGCUAGCCGAGCUGCGGGCGUUGAAAAGAGAACAGAGGCGGGAAGAAGAUGAGUUGGCCGCCAGCAGCGCACUUGUCGCUAGGCAGGAGCAGGUAGCCGAUGAGAACAGGCAGCUCCGGCAGUGCUGGCAGGAGGAGUUACAAGAAGUCUCGGUUUUGGAGGAGUCGACGGCAGGCCUGCGUAAGGACGCAGCAGCCGAGCGAGUGCGCGGGAAGACAUGGCAGGACAAGCUCCGACGGUCGGUGGAGGAGGCCAAGGAGCUGCGGAGGAGUCUCCAGGAGUCCGAAUCCCAAUGCCAGGUGCACAGACAGGCCCUCCAAAAGGCUCGGCAGCGACCCUCGGAGCUGGCAGGGAUCAAGGCCGCCUUUGUUUCAGCUUCGGCUUCCACUUGGCGCGAGAGCAUGUCUGACUUUGGCAGCCUUGUAAAGUCGCCGGCAUCUGCGUCUUCGGCCGACAGACGCCAGCGGCUUUCUGCAGAGCUGCGGGCAGCGGAGACUCUGUACGCCAACACCAAGCUCCAGGUCUCCGAGAUGAGAUCGCAGAUCCGGAUGCUGCAGCUAGAGCAAGGUGCGAGUCGUGCUUCUGGUCCUCGGGCCCUGCCGGCGGCCAACUCGGAUGUAUCCGCCGGCCUUUUGCGGCGACGGCAGGCGCAGGCCGAGCGUCGGGCCUCGCUGAGGCUGCGGAGCGUGGCGGAAGCCUUGGGACGUCAGUCGCAGGAUGCCUCGCGGAGUUUGGCCAGCGAGACCCUUGCGAUCUCCGAGAGCUCCGAAGAGGCACCCGAGGAGGACGUGGUCGAGGAGUUGCACAGCCUGACAGUGCCCUCGAACAUGCCCGGAGCAUCCAAGGAUGAUCGCCAGGUGCCGCCGCCUCCAGCGUCGAUCUCAGCCUGCUCCUCCUUGCCAGAGUACCUGCGACAGAGAGCCGAAGCUACUCGGCGAGCCAUCUUGCGCGGCGAGAUCCACGCGGCAGAAAUGGCGCUCGAACUCCGGCCCUCUGCGCAGAUUCCCUGA